Dromaius novaehollandiae (emu) is the source of this 6273-nucleotide messenger RNA. RefSeq names its product iron responsive element binding protein 2 (gene IREB2). The transcript is spliced from 22 exons. Gene Ontology annotation, biological process: tricarboxylic acid cycle; citrate metabolic process. The coding region runs from base 133 to 3030 and encodes 965 amino acids. Gene Ontology annotation, cellular component: mitochondrion; cytosol. Lineage: Eukaryota; Metazoa; Chordata; Aves; Casuariiformes; Dromaiidae. The record is from RefSeq and is a predicted model, not a curated record. Gene Ontology annotation, molecular function: 4 iron, 4 sulfur cluster binding; aconitate hydratase activity; iron-responsive element binding.
UCCUCGCGCCGCCUCUCGCGGGGGCCGCGGGGGCGGGGCGGGGCGCCGGGCGCGGGUCUCGCGAGAGGUGGCGGCGGCUCCGCCCGCGCCCCCCGCUCCCCCUCCCCAGUGGAGCUAAUAUGGUCGCCGGCGAUGGACCCUGCCAGGCCAGGAAUCCCUUACCAGUCCAUAAUUGAAGCAUUAGGAAACUAUCCGCAAAAGAAGUUCUACAAUGUCUCAAAGCUUGGAGGCACCAAAUAUGAUACUCUGCCUUAUUCCAUACGAGUGUUGUUUGAAUCCAGCGUCCGUAACUGCGAUGGCUUCUUAGUGAAAGAAACAGAUGCUAUGAACAUUUUAGACUGGAAAACAAAGCAGAAUAAUGUUGAAGUGCCCUUCUGUCCUGCCAGAGUUGUUCUUCAAGAUUUUACUGGAAUUCCUGCGAUGGUGGAUUUUGCUGCCAUGAGGGAAGCGGUGAGAAAUGCUGGAGGAGAUCCUGUGAAAGUCAAUCCUGCCUGCCCAACUGAUCUCACUGUUGACCAUUCUCUGCAGAUUGAUUUCAGCAAAUGUGCAAUACAGAAUGCUCCAAAUCCGGGAGGUGGUGAUUCACAGAAGCCAAUGGCAAAGCUGUCUCCACUUAAAGCACAGCCUCGGAAGUUACCCUGCAGGGGUCAAACAGGUUGCAAGGGGCCGUGUAGCGCUGGAGACUCGAGUCGCAACUCAGGACAAUUUUCUGCACAGAUUGAGAACACGCCUAUCCUGUGUCCUUUUCAUCUUCAGCCGGUGCCUGAGCCUGAGACAGUAUUGAAAAAUCAAGAGAUGGAAUUUGGCAGAAAUAGAGAGAGGCUUCAGUUUUUUAAGUGGAGUUCAAAGGUUUUCAAGAAUAUUUCUAUAAUUCCACCUGAAACUGGAAUGGCACACCAAGUUAACUUGGAAUAUUUGUCAAGAGUUGUUUUUGAAGUUAAAGAUUUCCUAUAUCCAGAUAGUGUGGUUGGCACAGAUUCUCAUACAACCAUGGUAAAUGGCUUGGGUAUCUUGGGCUGGGGUGUUGGAGGGAUUGAAACAGAAGCAGUGAUGCUGGGGAUGCCGGUUACUCUCACGCUGCCUGAGGUCGUUGGGUGUGAACUGAACGGCACAGCCAGCCCGCUCGCCACGUCCAUAGACAUCGUUCUCAGCAUUACGAAGCAACUUAGGCAAGCUGAUGUCGCUGGAAAAUUUGUUGAGUUUUUUGGUAGUGGAGUUUCCCAGCUGUCUGUAGCAGACCGAACCACAAUAGCAAAUAUGUGUCCUGAAUAUGGUGCUAUUCUGAGCUUUUUCCCUGUUGAUAAUGUGACAUUGAAGCACUUAAAGCAUACAGGUUUCGACAAGGUCAAGCUUGAGGUCAUGGAAGCAUAUCUUAAAGCUGUGAAGUUAUUUAGAAAUGAUGAAAGUUCUUCCGGAGAACCUGAGUAUUCCCAGAUAGUGCAAAUUAGUCUAAGUUCUAUAAUUCCGUAUGUCAGUGGCCCCAAGAGGUCCCAAGACAGAGUGGCUGUUAAUAACAUGAAAAGUGAUUUCGAAGCCUGCUUAAAUGAAAAGUCUGGUGUUAAAGGGUUUCAGAUUGCAGCUGAGAAACAGAAUGACGUUGUGCCUGUUCAGUAUGAAGGAAAUGAGUACAAGCUAUCUCAUGGCUGUAUUGUCAUUGCUGCAGUAAUCAGCUGUACAAACAACUGUAACCCAUCUGUCAUGCUUGCUGCAGGACUUCUGGCCAAAAAAGCUGUUGAAGCUGGCCUAGCGGUUAAGCCCUACAUAAGAACAAGUUUAUCACCAGGUAGUGGAAUGGUUACACAUUACCUCAGUUCAAGUGGAGUAUUACCAUACCUCAGUAAACUUGGGUUUGAGGUGGUUGGUUAUGGAUGUUCAACCUGUGUUGGAAACACUGCUCCCUUGCCAGAAGCCAUCAGGAAUGCAAUAAAACAGGGUGAUAUCGUUGCCUGUGGAAUAUUGUCUGGAACCAAGAACUUUGAAGGGCGUCUCUGUGACUGUGUCCGUGCCAACUACCUUGCUUCUCCACCGUUAGUAGUUGCGUAUGCUAUAGCAGGCACUGUUAGAAUAGACUUCGAGACUGAGCCUUUAGGUGUUGGCAUUAACGGCAAAAGUAUCUACUUACGAGAUAUUUGGCCAACCCGAAAAGAACUUCAUACAGUGGAGGAAGAGUGUGUAAUAUCAUCCAUGUUUAAAGAAUUGAAAGAAAAAAUGGAGAAAGGAAACAAACGAUGGAAUUUACUGGAAGCACCUGAGUCAACUUUAUUCCCCUGGGAUUUAAAAUCUACUUACAUCAGAUGUCCUUCCUUUUUUGAUAAACUUGCCAAAGAACCAGUUUCACCACACCCAAUCGAAAAUGCCCAUGUCUUGCUCUAUUUGGGAGAUUCUGUAACUACAGAUCACAUAUCCCCUGCUGGAAGCAUUGCAAGGAGCAGUGCUGCUGCUAAGUAUCUGACCAACAAAGGACUCACGCCUCGUGAAUUCAACUCUUAUGGAGCUCGAAGAGGUAAUGAUGCUGUGAUGACAAGAGGUACCUUUGCAAAUAUCAAGCUUCUGAAUAAAUUUAUAGGAAAACCAGCUCCUAAAACAAUUCACUUUCCAUCAGGACAAACGCUAGAUGUGUUUGAAGCAGCGGAGUUGUACCAGAAAGAAGGCAUCCCUGUAAUUAUUUUGGCAGGAAAGAAGUAUGGACUUGGUAGCUCAAGAGACUGGGCUGCAAAAGGGCCUUUUUUACUGGGUGUUAAAGCUGUUCUGGCUGAAAGCUAUGAGAAGGUUCAUAAAAGUCAAUUGAUUGGAAUUGGCAUAGCUCCACUUCAGUUUCUUCCUGGGGAAAAUCCUACUACUUUGGGUCUCACUGGCAGAGAGCAGUUUUCUAUAUUGUUCCCUCAAGAGCUGUCACCAGGAAUGACUUUGGAUGUAAAGACAAGCACUGGAAAAGUAUUCAGCGCGAUUGCCUUGUUUGAAAAUGAUAUGGAGAUAACUUUAUACAAAUAUGGUGGAAGUCUAAACUUUGUGGCUCGAAGAUUCUUAUAGUAGCUACUGACUCUGUGGGUACCUUGCAUAACUGGUGAUUCUGAAAAUGCCUUGUGUGAACCCAGGAAUCUGUACUGUGGAACUGCGAACAGUCCUAGUGUGCUCAAAGUUACUUCGUCCAUGGAUGUAAAAGAUUGUGAAUCCUUGUAACUGCAACAAGAUCCUUCCUGAUUUUAAAUAAUAUUCUAAUGGUGCUAUUAAACAUUGCUAAAAUCAACAUGUGUGUUGUGGCAGAGAGCUGUAAGUAUGGAGGGGAUGUUUUAUCAGACCAUUUUGUAAAUAAAUUAUGCGAAAUUUGAAACUGAUUGUGCUGAAGAUUAUUAUGUAAGAAGAUUUUCUGCAGUUGUUUCCACUUAGUUUUUGCACCUGUAAAUCUGUGUACUGCUGUUUGUUGGUUUAAGGGUAGCAGAUGGUAUGGAAUGUUAAAGGCCAAACUAACAUUUUUUGGCAUCCAGAGCUUAAGAGAUCUUCAGUUUUGAAUUUAUUGUUCUUUAAAUUGUGGGCUGAACGAAAGGGGAUCCAUGUGAGGCCAAUGGUGUCAUGUAUCAUAGACCAUGACUGACUUACCUAUAUUAUGGGGUUAUAUGUUCCAUCUGGGUGCAGAUUUAACACUGCUCACAUUAUGAGAUAUUGUGUGCUAGAAGUAUGAAGUUUUCAUGGGCAACAUCUCUGAAUCUUUUAAAAAAAAAACAAAAAAAAAAACAAAAAAACCUGCAAUAAACUUUUUCAUGCAGAUUAAGUGUGGCUCCCCAGCUUUUUGGCAAGCUAGUGUGCUUCAAUUGAAAAGCUUGCAGCUAAUUUAAGGGGUGCAGUUUGUCCUUUUUAUGACAUCAGCUUUUGCUGAACUGGUUGUAGUAUUGUUAACUGAAGUACUUCCCUUAGUAUUUUAAUCUUAUACAAUCUUUAAAAACGCAUAUUUGAACUGUUUUAAUUCCUCUGCUUUAAAUAUGGCCUGUAUCUACUUUACUUGUAAAAUGUUAAAUAGCUGAGGUAGCCAUAUUGCCUUUUAAUACUUUUUAAUGUGCUGUUAUUUACAGCUCGUCUGCAGAAGUGACAGAUUCCCCUGUUAAGUUCCCAGAAAUCUGAACAAAUCUCGUUCUUAUGCCAUUGCAAUUGCUAUAAAUUCAACUGUCGGCACAUUCACAAGAAAAAACACUAUUUCCUAUUUAAUAUUAAUGGAAGAUGCACAGUUUCUGAAAGAAAAGAGCUGUUUUACAACUUAACUAAACAUUUAUAGCUUCUAAUCUGUUCAAGUGACUCUUGACUGAUAGCUUCAGGUCACUAUUUCUGUGCUGCUAUAACUUGAACAGCUUCAUUUUAAAAUACGGCUUGCGGUUACGUAGAGAUUAAUUUCUUUUGGAGGAGAAAACUGCAAUAACUCACCUAUAAAUUGACAAGAUUUUGCUUUAGUAUUUUUGUUCUUGAUAAGCGUUAACUUAAAUAUCGCAGCUUUCAAGAGGACUCUAUUGUCUUUGCUACAUAUGCUUUAAACUUACACCAGAUACUAAGCAGUUGGUUUGCAAACUAACAUAGCGGAAUACCAUUCAGAUCUUUUAAGUAGUAUGUUUCUGAUGUUUCUUAAAACUGACAUAAGUAUAUUCUAAAAUAUUAAUUUGGGGGACAGUUCAAAUGUCAUAUGAAUUUGAUUUCAUUGGCAUAGCUUUGUGGUUUAUCUUUAAUCUUUACUGGGGGGGGGGAAACCUCCUUAGUUUCAAAUUCUGUAUAAUCUGUUCCUGUAUUUCACUAGUUUUGCUGUGCUUUUCUUUUAGUCAAGAUACAAGCCAUUCCAGUGACUCAUAACACUGAUAUGGGUAAUAAAUUAAUGCAUUUUUUUAGUAUUAUAUUCAACUGAUUGAGUUUCUGUUCUGUGGUACACUUUUGCUUAUUUUUUUGAGUUACUGAUGAGCAGAUUUUUUUCUAGCAUAAGUGUCUAAUACUUUUUCCAGCUUGAAAGUAUAUAUUCUUGACAUAGUUCAAGAAAAUGCAUGUUUGUUAUUGGGGAGCAAAUAGGAUUUCUUAGUGCUGACGCAUUAUGAUGCUUCAUACAGAUGAUAAAUUAAAAUACUGCUACAUGGCUAUUUAAAACUUUUGUGUAACUGCUAACGCUUGAGUGGAACACAGCCUCCCCCCUCUCUCGUGCAAUAACACAUUUGUUGCUUCAGAAGGAGAUAGUGAUCCAAGCCAUGUCAAGGUAAACCAGUAUUGUGAAAUUAAGUGCAAUUUAAAAGGACAUGACUUAUCCACAAGUUAUUGCCAAUAAUUAAAGCUAGUCAGCUCCGUUAAGAGGCGUGACAGUUUCAUUACCAUAGUGACUUUCUGCUGCACUCCUAUGCCUUAAAAUCCAUGAAAGACAGCUCGAAGCGCAGCUGCUGCGUUAAAGCUCGAUUCCUCCUAUUGCGCUGCAGCGGGUCCACCCCUAAGCCUGCGGGAGUGAGCUGGAGCUCCCUGGCUUGCGUAGGCUGGCUCAAACCCGCCAGAUCCCCAAGGCUGAAGGGUGGCGGAUGCUGAGAGAAACAGCACUGCUGAUGUCCCCAUCUCUUGCUUUUCACACGGCAGCGAGCUGCCGAUGAAGCUAACCCUUGCCUGAUGCUCCGUGGGUGACGUGCCUGCCCCUCUCCCCUCGUGCUGCAGCGAGCGCUGCAAGCCCAGCUCAGUAACGCGGUGGUGGCAGAGAGACGCGUAACUUUGAACACACUGCUAGGAUCCUACUAGCUUAAGAUCAAAAAGAGUGAAGUCUGCUUCCCAGCGGUGGCAGGACGCAAAACACUUGGAGGACUGCUGUGAUCACACAACCCGUUGUGCAAUUAGACCUCUUUCUAGUAUCUUAAAGCAUAGGAGGAAGUGCUCCUUUUUGAGAAGUGACUCGGUGUGUUAGAUGUAUUUAACCUAGUAUUCUCUCUCCAGUUUGAUUUGGAGAAGAAUCUAUCCCAAUUUUUCUAAAUGUUUUCUCUCCUUUCACCCCUCCUUCCCCCACCCUACCCCCCCCCCCCCAGGCUACAAAGGUUUGGGGUAGUGUUGAUGUUUAUAAAUUUUACACCUAAGUAUAAGGACAUGAAACAAUGUAUAUUAAUCAUAUUUAAGAAACUGCAAAUCAAUGUCUGCUGUUUAAAGCCAACAAAACAGUGUAAGUUUUAAGUUCAAUAAGUAUUGUAUAGAUAUAUCUUAAGAGUUCAAUUGCUGACAACUGUGCAUAAAAUGUUACUGAUGUUGUAAAUUAUUUUUAAUAAAGAAAAUUGUAUCACA